Messenger RNA from Neopsephotus bourkii (Bourke's parrot), 352 nucleotides. RefSeq names its product HIG1 hypoxia inducible domain family member 2A (gene HIGD2A). Gene Ontology annotation, cellular component: mitochondrion. NCBI's taxonomy places the organism in Eukaryota, Metazoa, Chordata, Aves, Psittaciformes, Psittacidae. Gene Ontology annotation, biological process: mitochondrial respirasome assembly. The record is from RefSeq and is a predicted model, not a curated record. The transcript is spliced from 2 exons. The coding region runs from base 43 to 324 and encodes 93 amino acids.
GCCGGGAAGGGUCGCUGUGGUCACCUUCCUGCGGCCGCAGCCAUGGCGGCUGAACCUCCGCCGCCGCUGGAGCCCAUCGUGGUGCCGGUGUUCAGGGAGGAGGGCUUCGGCGACAAGUUCCUGCGCAAGACCCGCGAGAACCCCCUGGUGCCCCUCGGCUGCCUCUGCACCGUCGGCUUCCUGACCUACGGGCUGAUCAACUUCAAGAGGGGCAACACCCGCAAGUCUCAGCUGAUGAUGCGGGGGCGUAUCCUGGCCCAGGGCCUAACCUUCGUUGCCCUCCUCGGGGGCAUAGCAGUCACAGCCAUGAAGUCUAGAAAGUGAAGUCAGGCGAGAGGGGAGCUGCGGGUGU